AUGGCAGAACUCGCAGGAAGUAUCGUCGGCAUCGUAUCAGCCGGCACAAAGGUCGCCCUGGUGCUGUCCCAGCUCGCUUCUGAUAUCGGUUCAGCCGGCCAAGAAGCCCGGAUGAUCAGUAGUGAGAUACGCACAUUUUGCACAAUACUGAACACUCUAAAGGAUACCAUGGGAAAGAUUAGCGAUUCGAGCUACUAUGCUCACUGUUCUGACAUGGUUCGAGAUAUGACGACUGCGAGCGUGGAAAUGUUUACCGAAGUCCUGAAUGCGGCAGAGAGUCUACGAAGCAUGACUAAUGGAAAAGAUGGGAGAGAUGGGAAGUUCAAGUUCGUCAGCAGAGUCAAUUGGGUAGUCUUCCAAAAGCCAAAGAUAGUUGUGUUGAGGGCUGCGAUUGAAGCAUACAAGUCAAACAUCGCCUUGAUGCUCGGUACGAUCAACACCGUCGAGAAGGUAGCAAGAAGAACAUCCAUUCCACAACACUUCAGUAACGUCGCCGAGGACGAUCAAGAGCGGACCACUCUACAAAGCCUUGAGCUAGACCAUCGCGCUUCCCUAAUCAGCCUGGAGCAAGCUGAACGCCAGUAUGAGAAGCUCACUCUACAGCAUUCAGCAGAAGAUGCCGAAUCCCCUGCAGAGUAUGCUUGGCUUGAUACGAUCAUUGACACCAACGUCGUUGUCAGGGAUGAUUCAAUCUCGGGUGACGCAUCGCAACAUGCAACAAUACUGCAGAUUGCACGGAUGGAAGUGAACUCCAUAAGAGACAGCCUCACGCGAAGUUCGUGGGGAGAGGACAGUCUACAGGAUCAAGUUGUCCGCCACAGCCAAAGGCUUUCGAAACUAAUGGAAGAAGACCAUCGGAGGCUGUCACAGCGCUGGUCAGCCUUGUUGCUUUCGAACCAUGAUAAUUCUGACACAUCGCUGCAUGGAGAAGGCUUCCUUGGUCAGGUAGUUGAAACCAGCGACGAGCCGGUGCUACCAGGAGCCCAUGUUACGUUUACCAUGCCUGGACAAGAAGCCACCUACAUACAAUUUAGAAAAUGGCUUCUAUGGCAACCUUGGAGUUUACAAGAUCAGAUCCUAGAAGCUCUCAGGUCGGAGGUUUUCUCAGAUCGGCUUUGGAAAGACCAAGCCAGUGCUCUCGACGCUGUUUUGGCGCAAUCUGGAGGCACGCCAAACGGCUUUGAUGAUGCCACCCCGCCGGAGUUGGAGACAGGAAGCCCCCCUGGGAUGAAAUUUAACGCUAUCUCAGAAGAAGGCAAAGUCGAACAUGUGGCUAGAGUAGAUGAUCAACAAGAUGAUGUCGCAGAAAGUAAACUGGAUUUCGACGCUAUAACUCUGACAAAAGCACACAUUGUCGAUAUUCCUUCCGAAACUGUGCAGACCUGGGUAUGGAAGCGCACACAGAAACUAGAUCUGAGCUGGAAUUUCAUCCGGACUGUGCCACAGAGCAUGGGCCUAUGCACAAACCUCCGCCGUCUAGACCUCGGAUACAAUCAUCUCGAGACUAUCCCACAGCCACUUCUGCUACUGAAUUCUCUUGUAGCGCUGGACUUGAGGGGAAACAUGCUACGUGCCAUACCAAGCGCGAUAUCACGUUUGACCGCACUCCAAUCUUUGCUUCUUUCCGACAACAGGAUCCAGGGUUUGCCACUGGCUAUUGGUGGAAUGAAAACGCUACAAAUCUUAGAGCUAUCGAGAAAUCCUGUCGUCUUUCCUUCGGCAAAUUCUUUCUUUGACAUGCGCCGCUCGCUCCCUCGCGACACGUCACCAGAUCAGCGACAAUUCGAUACAAUCGGUACCGCACGACUCAAGUCCUAUUUGAAGUGUUAUCCUGCCGAUGAUAUGACAGGCACGUAUGCUCAAGCCGUUGCAGGCAACCUCUCUGAAGAUGCUCUUCGAUUCCAACUUGAAAUGCAGGCGAUAUCAAUGGCACGUUACAAAACCAUUGGUGACGCACGCAACAUUAACGAAAAUGCCACGAGCUCGGAUGAAUCCAUAUCGUUUAUCCGGCAGGACGAUCCGCAUAGAGGUUUACUAAAACCUGAAGAUGUUGACCACACACUCGGGAUAGAUGCACUGUUGAGUCCGCGCAUUACGUUGCAUACUGUGGAAGGAGCUUCCGCGUCCUAUUCUUCGAAAAGACACGAUAUGCAUGACCAUAGAAGGUCACGGUCGCACGAGGUGUCGAGCAACAGAGGUACGAUGCUGUCUCCCAAAUUGGCGGAUAACAGAAGUCUCGACGUCGCUGGUAGGAGCAAUAAAGCAGCAGAAGACGAUGCGAACACAUCAUGGGAGACGUUCUCCAAGACGAUUCCAGAGGUGAUGCUCCAGAAGCGGGACACUGAUUGGCGGAGCGGUCCGAUGACGGCGCCCAUGGACGGGAUACCUACACCAGUCAGUCCUCCCAGUAAAUUGACAACUAGACCAGAGUCGUAUUCUGGUCAAACGCCCCGAAAGGAAAAGCGGUAUUCCAUGAUGUUUGCCUAA
Parastagonospora nodorum SN15 is the source of this 2487-nucleotide messenger RNA. RefSeq lists its product as hypothetical. The coding region runs from base 1 to 2487 and encodes 828 amino acids. Lineage: Eukaryota; Fungi; Ascomycota; Dothideomycetes; Pleosporales; Phaeosphaeriaceae. The transcript is spliced from 3 exons. The record is from RefSeq and is a predicted model, not a curated record. Gene Ontology annotation, molecular function: protein binding.